Rhopilema esculentum is the source of this 2899-nucleotide messenger RNA. RefSeq names its product trace amine-associated receptor 365-like. Gene Ontology annotation, biological process: G protein-coupled receptor signaling pathway. Gene Ontology annotation, cellular component: plasma membrane. The record is from RefSeq and is a predicted model, not a curated record. Lineage: Eukaryota; Metazoa; Cnidaria; Scyphozoa; Rhizostomeae; Rhizostomatidae. Gene Ontology annotation, molecular function: G protein-coupled receptor activity.
AAACAAUUUGAAUCCUUUUUUAAAUAAGAACUAGUCAAUUUUUGCCGAGGUUCAAUAUUCUUAUUUUUUUUGGAGAAUUUAGUGUCGGGUGUUGUUAAUGUUUUUCUUAUUUCGGCAUUGAUUUUUCUACAUUUACAUACUGUAAAUUAUUUCUAAAGUAUAACAUUAAUUUUGGUUAAUAGUAAGAUAAAAUUUUUUUGCAUAACAUUGUUAGCAACACAGUUGAUCGGCUGAAUAAACUGGCCCUGUCAUGGGAAAAUCCUUAACAACAUUUUUUUCUAAUUUUUCAGUUAGGGGUGGGCUUUUUUUCCCGUUGUUUUUAUUUAUUGCCAAAUCGAGCCUCGGUGUCUUUAUAAAGUGUGCUGCUACUUAAAGAGGAGUUCAUAAAGUUCUUCUGGCUAAAGAAUUUACUAUGUACGCAUGCUAAGAAAUUGCACGCCUAAGCUAGACUUACAGCAUUGGCGUCUAGUAUCUUGAACAUUAUAUAUAACCUUUUGAUCAUACACCUUGAAGCCCGUUUGUCCAAGGAAUACUGCACCCAUCAGGAUAUUUAGGUCACACAAAGUGCCCCGUUUUCACCUCAGUAUGUUUGUUUACAUCCGAAAUUGCCUUUCCGGCUACAAAGCAAUCCUUUUUAGGGUGUUUUGUAUUUGUACUUGCUACCUGGCAUCCGAACGUAGUUUUUAGGACACUGAAAAGUUGUGCUUAUCGAGCAGUGUCCUGGUCCUUCCGCUCGAUGUGACCACACCUCUUGAUUUCUACGCCUUGAAUCACAGAGAGCUGGCGACUCUCCUCACAUGGAGGGGAGGGGGAGUUUGCUAGGAACUUGAACAACAGAGCCUUGGAUCUGUAGUCAGCACCUCUAGCCACUGAGCUAUCCUCAUACCUGGGGUGUACUGGGAUCAGUGUCGGCAGGUGAGACUAUGGUCUGCAUUUUCCAAAAAAAAUAUUUUUAAUACAAGAAAAAUGCAAAACUACGUCAAAUUUAUUCUGAACAUUUAUAAUUUACAACGAUUAAUGUUGCAAGUGCCGGACCUAUCCCUUCCUGAUCCUGCUCUUCUGUAGAUAUCUGAAGAUGCCAAUUGCCCGCACCUGCAAAUUCCCUUACCCCUUCUCAUCAUCAUGUAAUUUUUAUAUCUAAAUCUAAAUUGAUUCUUUAAAGAAAGGUUAAUACGUUCAUAUCAUUGUAAAGUUUUGAUAAAAACAAGCUUCCUCUUCUUUUCAUAACUGGCUUGUAGUGGCUGAUAUCGAUUUCCUUUGGUUCUAGCGAUAAUGCCAAAAAUCCAAUAGCGAUCCAAUUGAUCUCCCCUCCCCAUUUCUCGUUCUGUAUGGGCGAGUUGCACGUUGCACAAUGCUAUAGACUCAACGUCGAAUGAUUGCAGUAAAAUAAGCCGAAACUUUGUUUUUUACUCAAUGCAAACCGUUGAAGUUUUCCUAUUCGUUUAUUUCAUUCAUUGUGAUGUAAAAUGUGAAAUUAAUCUAGGCGGUAUCUGUUUCUUCACCGUUUUUUGACAAACAGAGCAAAUAUUGCAGGUUAAGCUUGAAGAAAUUAUAGUACAUAUAAUUGACUUGCUUAGACCAUGCCAAUCGAUUUGCAAUUCUGCUGAGUAAAGAGCAGGUGGCAGAUGUUUAAUUGGCAUCUGUGCUAUGCCAAUAAAUUGUCUGGACUUCGACUUAUUCCAGUUUUAGGGUUCAGGUAGUAGUUAAUAUAGGAAACGCAAAAGCGAUGCUGCUUUAAGAUCUGAAUCUGUAUGACUGAUUUAUCAACGAUAAGUCUGUGCAGGUAUUGUGUUAUAAGUUAUUUUCAGUAAAAUUGUUUGGAAAAAAGAGGUUUUCCGAACAUUCAGGAUCACAUAUUUGCGAAUGAUCAAUGUGUACAAACUGCCGCAAUAUUGUUUAAAGGAGCGAUAUUGCGCUUCAAGGAGGUGAGAGGUGCUACGUUUUACUGCCAGUGUGAAAUUUCAGAAGGCGUUUCCAAGACCUCAAACAUUUGGAAAUCACAUCUUGUAUGAGUAUGGCAGAUACUAUUUGGAUAAUACUUGCAAUUGACGUUAUUCCAGCCCUAUUUACCGUUAUAGGCAAUGCCGUUUUUUUCAUCACUUUUCUACGAACACGAUCUUUGCACACGCCCUCGAAUGUUCUACUCUGGUUCCUCAGCCUGAUCGACCUGGUGGUAGGAACAGUGUGUCAGCCAUUAUUCAUUUUCACUUUAUUUAAAGAGCAUGGUCCUUGCUGUACAGUUGCUGUUAAGAUAUACAACAUUGUUUUCGGUUUGACGUGCUGGAAUUCUCUUGUUUGCGUCGCACUAGUGACGAUUGAUCGCUUUCUCGCCAUCUUCUUUCCAUUUCAAUACAAGGAAAAGGCAUCGUGCAAAACGGUUGCUUGUAUCUUCCUGUUCGUCUUCGUUGUUAGCUCCAUGUAUACUGUCUUAGUGAUGAUAUUUUACGAAACAGCGAGGAUAUCUUUCAUUAUAUUCGACCUGGUAUUUCAAUUGCUGAUUCUUGCAUUGAUUUUGGCUGUAUAUGCCUCGAUAUACCGUGUGAUGUUUCGACUAAUGCGAUCCACGCAGCCACAAUGUAGGCCCAACUCGAAGUCUGUGCAACAGUCGCAGAUAGUGGAACGAAAGAAGACAAUCACCCUGUCGAUGAUUAUUGGUGCCUUUUUGAUUUGUUAUUCACCCUACAUAGCAUAUUCAGUGAAAAGUCUUCUGUAUUAUCUAGGGAAGACUGGAUUUUCAAGCAGCUUUGGAAUGUGGGCAAACUUUUUCUUCUUACUAAAAAGCAGCAUCAACCCACUCAUAUACUGCCUGAGGAGGAAUGAUAUCAGGCAAGCAGCUUGCCGAGCAAUCAAGUUGCAUACACCCAGCAGCAAUUUAAAAUCAAAAGAAACAACUUUUUGA